AUGGCGGCCGCUGAGAUCAACGCGAAUGUGCGCAGCUUCACAUCCAUCGGUCAAGCGCAAGCAAGCGCGACUUGCCGCCUUCUCGACCUGGCGCCAGAGCUCCGCAAUGAAAUCUACGAACGCGCCUUCUCCUGCAAUGGCGAGAGGAUCGAUCUGAACAGAAGACAGCGAAACUGCUUCUCACCAGCUUUGCUCCUCACCUGUCGUCAAGUCUAUCAGGAAGCCGCAGCACUCUUCCGUGAUACUGUCUACGACCACUACACGACCAAGGAAUUUCGGAUCACCCUUCAUAGCAAAGACACACCUUAUCGCACACUUCGUCGAAUUGCAACGCGCUACAAGCUGCAGAACAUAAGUUAUCUCGAGCUCAAUCUUGUGUUCGGUUCGCAUGAGACCCCGAACCCCAGGCGAGCGUGGUUCACAUUGCAACCAGAUCGCGUGACUUGGAAGUUCGAGCCAGUAAGAUGCGCGGGUACGGUAAGGUACUAUCUGCCUCUGAAAAUCACAAAUGAUGGGCCAGCAACUCGUGAGCUUCAAGGGAUGGGCCCGGCCUGGCGUAACCACGUCGUGAAGCAUCUGCUGGGGCGGCCAAACAGCCCAAUUCAGACCAACAUCCAGAGACAGGUGGAGGCUUUGCUUACGACAUUCUCCAUCCCGGAUAGAGGAUGA
Messenger RNA from Pseudocercospora fijiensis CIRAD86, 669 nucleotides. RefSeq lists its product as uncharacterized. The transcript has a single exon. The coding region runs from base 1 to 669 and encodes 222 amino acids. NCBI's taxonomy places the organism in Eukaryota, Fungi, Ascomycota, Dothideomycetes, Mycosphaerellales, Mycosphaerellaceae. The record is from RefSeq and is a predicted model, not a curated record.